Molecule: messenger RNA, 804 nt
Organism: Theobroma cacao (cacao)
Lineage: Eukaryota; Viridiplantae; Streptophyta; Magnoliopsida; Malvales; Malvaceae
Source: RefSeq, a predicted model, not a curated record
AUGUACAGGACUAUCAAGGAAAGUUACUGGUGGUCGGGCAUGAAACGAAACAUAGCAGAGUUUGUAGCGAAAUAUCUCACAUGCCAACAAAUUAAGGCGGAACAUCAGAAACUAUCGGGUACUCUUCAACCUUUACCUAUCCCUGAAUGGAAGUGGGAGCACGUGACUAUGGACUUUGUACUGGGUUUACCACGGACACAGAGUGGGAAAGAUGUUAUUUGGGCAGAUGGUCAAUCUGAAAGGACCAUUCAGACUCUAAAGGAUAUGCUACGGGCUUGUGUCAUUGACUUUAUUGGGAGUUGGGACAGACACUUGCCGUUGGUGGAGUUCGCAUAUAACAAUAGUUUUCAGUCUAGUAUUGGGAUGGCACCAUACGAGGCUUUGUAUGAGAGAAAGUGUCGAACUCCACUCUGCUGGGAUGAAGUGGGUGAGAGGAAAUUGUUUAAUGCAAAACUGAUUGAUCUAACUAAUGACAAGAUCAAGAUUGGGCUAGUGGCAUAUAGACUAGAAUUACCCCUAGAGUUGAAUCAGAUUCACAAUGUCUUCCAUGUCUCGAUGCUGAAGAAGUAUGUACCUGAUCCCUCCCAUAUCCUCGAGGCACCUCCGAUUGAGUUGCAAGAAGAUUUGAAGUUUGAGGUGCAACCCGUAUGUAUUUUAGACCGAAAGGAUCGAGUGUUGAGGAAUAAGGACAUUCCAAUGAUUAAGGUGUUGUGGAAAAAUGCUCGGAUGAAGGAGAUGACGUGGGAAGUUGAGGACCAGAUGAGAAACCAAUACCCGCAUCUUUUCUCCGAGUCUAGUAAGUGA